Messenger RNA from Lentinula edodes (shiitake mushroom), 2598 nucleotides. RefSeq names its product DNA helicase. Gene Ontology annotation, cellular component: transcription preinitiation complex; transcription factor TFIIH holo complex; nucleotide-excision repair factor 3 complex. Lineage: Eukaryota; Fungi; Basidiomycota; Agaricomycetes; Agaricales; Omphalotaceae. The transcript has 13 exons. Gene Ontology annotation, molecular function: hydrolase activity; DNA binding; 3'-5' DNA helicase activity. Gene Ontology annotation, biological process: nucleotide-excision repair; transcription initiation at RNA polymerase II promoter. Bases 1 to 2598 code for a protein of 865 amino acids. The record is from RefSeq and is a predicted model, not a curated record.
AUGUCACACAAACGGCCUGCUGAAGGGUCCUCGCGCUCUCAACCUUCAAAACGGCCAAAGAGAGCCGCAAAUCGGGAUGAAUAUUUCGAAAUUCAAGACGAAGACGAUGUAAUACCUCCUUCACCACCCGACGACAAUUCCCUCAUCCCUCGAAAUGCCACGAUCAACUUCAGCGCUCUCACACGCAAGCUAGCAGAAGCAAAACGUGCAGAAGACUUUGCAACAUCAGAUAAGUCGCCAUUAGAGAUUCAUCGACUGCAGCAAAGCAAUCUUGUCUCGCACAUUUUCAUGGACCAAGAUUUCUCUUUCAUGCACCUUAAACCCGACCAUGCAUCUCGCCCACUCUGGAUUAGUCCAGAUGACGGUCUCAUCAUCCUCGAAGCCUUUUCUCCCAUUGCUGAACAAGCCCAAGAUUUCUUGACAGCGAUUAGCGAACCUGUCAGUAGACCGGCCUUUAUUCAUGAGUACAAACUUACCUCCUACUCUCUGUACGCCGCCGUAUCCGUUGGCCUUCAAACGGAAGAUAUAAUUGAAGUCCGUGCGCUUUCGCACUCUGCUCACUCAUGUGCUAACGUCCCUGUUCCCGACCCCAUCAUAUCACAUAUACGGAAAUGCACUGAGACCUAUGGCAAAGUCAAGCUUGUCCUAAAACAUAACAAGUACUUUGUUGAGUCUAGUCAUCCGGACAUCCUACAAAAGUUGCUGCGCGAUGCUGUGAUCCAGGACGCGCGUGUAAUAUCCGUUCAGACUGACAAUAGUAUCAAGGGUAAUACCUUCACCACGUCCAAGGCCCCAGUGAAAGGCAACCUGGUAAUUCCAGGGACGAACAAAGAGGUUGACAAGAGUAACGACGGUGUAGCCAAAGGGAAACGUGAUAAUGCGGAUCUCUUCACUUCGGUUGUUGGUGUCGAAGGAGAUGAAAUUGACGAGGACGAUGAUAACGUACACUCAUUUGAGAUUAAUGACGCCAAAAUUGACGACGUCAAGAAGAGGUGUAACGAGCUCAACAGUCCCAUGUUAGAAGAAUACGACUUCAGAAACGAUACCAUCAAUGCCAAUUUAGACAUCGACCUGAAACCGGCCACUGUUAUUCGACCAUAUCAGGAGACCAGUUUGAGCAAAAUGUUUGGAAAUGGUCGUGCUCGUUCUGGAAUUAUCGUCCUUCCAUGCGGUGCGGGAAAGACUUUGGUCGGGAUUACCGCCGCAUGCACAAUCAAGAAAUCCUGUCUAGUACUCUGCACCUCAUCUGUCUCCGUCUAUCAAUGGAGAGCCCAGUUCCUGCAAUGGUCAAACAUCACCGACCGCCAAGUAGCUGUCUUCACCGCCGACCAAAAAGAGAAAUUCGCCGGCGAAAGUGGUAUCGUCGUCUCUACAUACUCCAUGGUGGCUAACACCCACAACCGAUCCCACGAGUCAAAGAAGAUGAUGGAGUUUUUGACCUCGAGAGAGUGGGGGUUCUUGCUGUUGGACGAGGUACAUGUCGUUCCUGCGGCGAUGUUCCGUCGAGUGGUGACUACUAUCAAGGCGCAUUCGAAGCUUGGGCUUACGGCGACAUUGGUUCGUGAAGAUGACAAAAUCGCGGAUUUGAACUACAUGAUCGGGCCUAAGCUUUACGAAGCGAAUUGGAUGGAUCUUGCUGCCAAAGGCCACAUUGCGAACGUCCAGUGCGCCGAGGUUUGGUGUAGUAUGACGCCGGAAUUCUACCACGAAUAUCUGCGCGAACAGUCUCGGAAACGUGCCUUACUGUACUGCAUGAACCCAAAUAAAUUUCAAGCAUGUCAAUAUCUAAUUAACUAUCACGAAGAACGAGGGGAUAAGAUCAUUGUUUUUUCGGAUAACGUGUUUGCUUUGGAGGCAUAUGCGAAAAAGUUGGGAAAACCUUACAUCCACGGAGGUACGGGGCAGACGGAACGCAUGCGAGUUUUACAGCACUUCCAGCACGAUCCAGCCGUCAGCACAAUAUUUUUAUCAAAGGUCGGAGAUACCUCUAUCGACUUACCAGAAGCGACAUGCCUCAUCCAAAUUUCGUCCCACUUUGGUUCUCGACGACAGGAAGCCCAACGUUUAGGUCGUAUUCUUCGAGCCAAACGUCGUAAUGAUGAAGGUUUCAACGCCUUCUUCUACUCUCUCGUAUCCAAAGACACCCAAGAAAUGUUCUACUCUACCAAACGCCAACAAUUCCUCAUCGAUCAAGGAUACGCGUUCAAAGUUAUUACAAGUCUCGACGGGCAAAAAGAUUUCCCCGGCCUCGUUUAUCGAACUCGGGAAGAACAAAUUGAGCUUUUGCAAUCAGUGCUCAUCGCCAACGAGGCUGACGCAGAACCUGGUUCGGACGUGCGUGCGUCUGAGGGCGACUUGGCUGGGACGAUAACAUCGAAGGACUUUGGUCAGCCUUCGAGGUUCCCUGGGGCACAGAGAAUGACGAGCUCGUUGACAUCUUUGAGUGGGGCGCAGCAUAUGUCGUAUAUCGAGCAGAAUAAGUCGAUGAACAAGACAUUGGCGAAAUCGGCGGCGGGUUCUGCGAGUAGGCAUAAACUAUUCCAGAAGAGAGACCGGGAUAAGACUGCUGCGAGAAAGGAAGCUAAGAAGGCUGCGUAG